Molecule: messenger RNA, 1952 nt
Organism: Aureobasidium uvarum
Lineage: Eukaryota; Fungi; Ascomycota; Dothideomycetes; Dothideales; Saccotheciaceae
Source: the annotation of a GenBank genome assembly
CUUCCUGGGCCACCGACAUGAUGCACGAAGACUCCAUCCAGAAGGCCUCCAGUGUCGAGGUCGCAGAGGGAAGAAGAGGCAGCCUUCUCAGACCGAUCGUCACACGCGGAGACAGUUUCUUCAAUGAGCGCAAUGUAAACGCGAAACUGGAUGACAAUUCGAGACCUGCCUCCACCUCUUUGAAGCCCAGAUUGAACAGCAUAUCAUCUGCUCGCACACCAACGUCACCAGCACCCAAGAGUCCCUCCUAUCGACCAGAUUGGGCCCAAGAUGCAGAAAAUAUGCAAGGACCACCUUGGCCUGUGGAUGAAGACGAGCUAGGAUCGCCAGAAGACCUUCGAGAUAUGUUGAGAAUGGGAAGAAUCCAAGAGAUGAGACUGGUGGAUGCGGUCUACUCUUUUGGUCUUGUUCGUAUUUCCUCUGGUACAGGAAAUAUGUGGUAUNCUUUCGCUGGCUCCAUGUUCAUCGCAGCGUCGCUGGCCGAGAUGGCUUCAAUUUCUGCGGGCCAAUAUUUCUGGGUCUCGGAAUUCGCCAGUAAACGAUGCCAGCAGUUCUUGUCGUAUAUCACAGGCUGGAUGAGUAUCGUUGGUUGGCAAUGUGGAAACGCCGCAGGAAUCUUCCUGACAGGCUCACUAGUCCAAUCAAUGAUAACCAUCUAUCGUCCUGCCAAUGGUUGGCUGGUGUGGCAGACGAUCGUGUUUCUCCUUCCCUUUCUUGCUGUUGUCAUUUUGACCAACAUAUAUGGUGGCCGUACGAUAGCAAUAUUGCAGAAUGUGAUGAUGUCAGUGCACAUUCUUGCGCUGAUUGCGAUUGUUGGUGAGUGCUAUAUCUGGACGCGCUUGUCCGGUCGAUGCNUGAUCAGGUUGGAAGUGAUCUUGGGAGUACUGUCGCCGCACAUUCCAGCAAAGAGGGCGUUUCUGCAGAUUGAAAACAAAGAAUGGUCUUCCGCGGCUUUGGCAGCGCUUUCCGGCCAGACAAAUACAAACUUUGCCNUGUUUCUAGAACUGACCUUUCAAGAUGUCGACGCUCCCAUUCGUCUUUCCGAAGAGGCACAAGAUGCCGCGGUUGUCGUUCCUCAAGCUACCGCUGUAGCAGUGUUCGCAAUCUGCGUCCCGAGCAUCAAUGAUGCUAUCAAUCAUCCGACAGGAUAUUCUCUUCUUUACGUUCUACAACUGUCCGUUCCGAACAGCGUUAUAGUAUGUAUCCUGUUGACAUUCGUUGCUCUUGUGGGAGCAAGCAAUGUUGGCUUCGCAGCCGCUACUGCAAGAAUUACAUAUGUCUUCGCAAGAGAUCAAGGCCUUCCAUUUUCUCGGUGGAUCAGCAAGGUACACGAGAAACGGCUGACCCCUAUCAACGCUGUGUUCUUGACGGCAGCUGUUGGUGUGUUACUGUCGCUGAUCAAUCUUGGAUCUACCACUGCCUUCUUCGGCAUCCGCAGGNUGGCACUGGCGCAAGCCGCACAAGCCGUGUCGUACAUUUUGGCCAUCUCGAGUGUGUUGUAUCGUCGUAUCAAGUCGCCAGAGAAACUGCCAAAAGCACGAUGGAGCCUCGGGCCUAUCUGGGGCCCAAUCAACAACGUGCUCGCUNAUUCUUGGCUUGCUUCACGUUACCUGUUGUUUGCCAGAGCGAAUGUUGCUGUCGCGACACGUGUCUCUUCAAAUACCGCGGGAUCGAAUGAGGCAAGGCUGCAAGCCCGUUCAAGGCGUGGAUUGUUCUCGAUCAAUUGCUUCAUCUGGUCGUUCACCCCACCCAGUCUACCAAUCACAGCGACGAAUUUCAAUGUAGCAGUCGCGCUCUUCAUAGGCUUGCUGGUGUUAAUGACGGUAACGUAUUACUUCAGGAGGAAAGAAUACGUCGGGCCAGUAGCGCGCAAAAGAGACACUCCUAGCUGGAAUAUGAGUCAGCUGGGUACAGAUCGGAAUGUUCAAUUCUUGACGAUUCCGGAGGAACUC